GGGUUUUCUAUAGCACUAUUAUUUCACAUCGGGAACCAUCCCUCCACAAUGAGCUACAGAUCCACCAUUAUAAAUGGUGCAUUACGCUAUCGAGCUGCGAAGGCUCUUGAGCUAGUUUUGGGUGGUUCACGUAUCCAAUCCUGUGAGGCGCUUCCAACUGCUGGUUCUCAAUUACGCCGGAACCCAUGUUUCCUCUCCUUGCCAGCGAUUGCUCUUCCGGCUCAGUUAGAUGCAGCAGCCAUCAACUAUCUGCGUGAAAACUCCCUUUCUUCGCCUAAAGCAAUUGAAGACCGUGCUGAACUACUGAGCACUUUUCUCUGGUCAAGAUCACUUAUCAAUGAGACUGAAAUAUUAGAGAAAGUACCGAGAACUAACAAGUUGCGCGUGUCUCAGGACGAAGACGAUGAGUCGAAUGAUGAGCUCCAAAACGUUUUACAGACUCAGCAAGUGCAACAUAGUGUUAAGGACCGACCUUCUGCUUCUGGGAGACUGAAAGAAUCUGCUCUUGCUGAAUGGAAGUCUCUAACUUACUCAGGGCACAACUGCGAAUUGUAUUUAACUGCCCGUCUGGCACCCAACUUUGCCGCUGCUUGUCGAGUGUUAUACGAAAUUCGGAAGCGCUGUCCGCGAUUUUUCCCCCGUAACCUGUUUGACUUCGGUUCCGGAUUGGGUACAAUUGCUUGGGCUGCAAACUCCGUUUGGCCAGUUGGAUGCAUUAGGGAACAUUAUUUGGUCGAACCGUCCGCAGAUAUGACGAAGAUUUCAGAAUUUAUGUUCAGGAAAAAUAUGACAAUUCAGUCACCGGAGACUGUAUUUCCAGGGAUUUAUCUUAGGCGAUUCACACCCGCUAGCAUGCGAUCCUACGACCUAGUCGUCAGCGCCUACACCCUGUUUGAACUUCCAGGAGUCAGAGCACGACGUCAAAUGUUGUCUAACAUGUGGGACCGAACGUCCAGCUUUCUUGUGCUAAUCGAACAAGGGACCAAAGCCGGUUUUAAUGCCAUCUUGGAGGCACGACAAUGGCUGUUGGAAAAUGGGGGCGAUUCUAUGUUUCUUUUUGCACCCUGCCCACAUAGUUUUUCCUGUGGCAAGGCUGAUUCAGCAUGUAACAUCAGCGUACAGUAUUACAAAUUUGCAUUGACCCGGGAUGACAGUGAACCAAAAACAGAGCUUGUCUCCUACCUGAUCGCAUCUCGUGGAGACUGGAGGCGAUAUCAAUCUCCGGUUGUUGAAGCAGAGUCACAGUUUCUUCCCCGAUUAGUCACCUACGGUGUGUCUAGCGAAGAGUCAGUCGUCCAUGAUAUCUGUUUGCCUUCUGGAGCCAUCGAACGCACCGCAUUUCCUAAGAAACAAUCUGCCAAGGCAUUGUACUAUUUCCUACGUCAUGCAAAAAUGGGCGACAUCCUUCCAUGCGAGCCCCAGGUCGAUCCGUUGCCCACUUCGGAAGGAGGCGAUUAGAUAGAACAGCCACCGUAAACUUUUGCUACCCAUCACCUCUUCAUGCGUCCAUCUUGAUCCACCUUGAUUUUGUGUACAUAUUUCCAUAUUUUUGGGUGCAUUUCAGCAUACAUUCGUACACUGCUCACUGUGCUUUCUUUCUUGUUAGGAUGUAUCGGACUCAAUCUCACCAAUUUCUCUGAGAGGAUUCACAGCCAGGUUUUUGACGUAAGGGUUUCUUCAGACCAGGUCUGAUCUGAUUUGCUCUCUUUUUGAGUUGAUCUCGUGUGAUGGGGC
Messenger RNA from Dicrocoelium dendriticum, 1734 nucleotides. Lineage: Eukaryota; Metazoa; Platyhelminthes; Trematoda; Plagiorchiida; Dicrocoeliidae. The record is from the annotation of a GenBank genome assembly.